ACUACAAUCAGACAGCUCUCUCCAAGUCCCCAUCACCAAGCAAGACUGAAGCUUCCCCCACCCACAGAACAACCCAGCUGCAUCCAUGACAAUGCGGACCCGCCCACAAACGGUCCCGUAUGUCGGUAACCCUAAAGAACCCACCAUCAGCUGCAGCGCGUAACGGAACCAUUGAGGGUGAAGACCAUCGAGAGACAGGAGGCGCGGUACUCUCCUAGAUAAUCCUCGACGCUAACCACGCUUUCCCUUCCCCUCUCCGAGCCCAAAACCGAGCAAAAUCGAUUUCAAGCGGACCAAAAUCCGGCACCGCAUGGGUUUCCCCAGGCACUGAUCCGGCGGGUGGACGCUAAUGCGGCGCCGCUGAAGGGAUCUGCUGCGCCCGCGGGGUUCACAUGGCGGCACAGAACGGCAGCGGCGGCGCGGCGGUGGUCCUCAACGUGUACGACCUGACGCCCAUAAACGACUACCUCUACUGGUUCGGCCUCGGCAUCUUCCACUCCGGGAUCGAAGAUGAUGACGUGGAUUCAUCAGGUUCAUCCCUUAAUGGGGACAGUGAUAUGGAUGACCUGGACCAGCACCUGCUACCAGCCGCAGGCACCGACCUUCAAUCCAUAGUCGUGUCACCAAAGCCAUCGAAAGAUCUCGUUUGAAUUAUCCUACCAUUUGGGUUCCCUGCUGCAGUUUAACGGUCGUACUUCGCCAGCUUGUGUGAUAUCCAAGUAUAGUUGAAUGUUGAUUGUAUUGAUUCUUUUCCAACGGGUUUUGAUGUGUACGCAUAUAGGAAUUGUCGGGUAAAGAAGUGAUUUUGCAACUCUUUGUCUUUUGCUCAGUUGUUGCAUAGUUGUUCAGGCAUCAGUGUCAUGUGUUCUCGUAUGCUGCCAGGCCCAGGCAAAUGUUGUCAUCCUCCGCUUCAAUGGUCUGAUGUUGUGAUGAAUAUCUGAAUUGGCAGCAUGCCGUGGUCAUAUUAGAGCAAGCUUGAAACCCUGGUCUAGCGCAGUCCUUGUACGGCCACAGAAUAUGCUGUGACAAAUGAGUACUCCCUCCGUCCGGAAAUACUUGUCUUAGAAAUGAUUGAAAAUGGAUGUAUCUAUAACUAAAAUAAGUCUAGAUAUAACCAUUCUUAAGACAAGUAUUUCCGGACGGAGGGAGUACCAUGUAAUCUUAAAUCAGUAUAUUGUACUCCCUCCGUCCCGAAAUACUUGUCGGAAAGAUGGCUACAAUUGGGUGUAUCUAUAACUAAAAUACGUCUAGAUUCAUCCAUUUGUCCGACAAGUAUUUCCGGACAGAGUGAGUAAUAUGUUUUUGUUUUUUGGGGUUGUCUGCCGUGCCUAUUGCUGGCGUUGUAACUGCGCUUGCAGAACUCUCUUUUAUACAUGCUACACUAGCUUUACUGUAUUAGAGAAAAUCUAGUGUAUGUGCAAGAUUGAUGAAAAAACACGGCUUGACUUCUUUUACGGUCGACAUCAUACUGCACCGAAAUAACUAGAAAGAGCGAGCAUGACUCUCGCGACCGCGGUCGUCCCCGCGUGAGCGCGCGGCCGCCGCCGGCCGGAUCUCCAUGCUCCGGCCACCCCCGCGUCUGCUGCUCCCAGAUCCGGCCUCGUCUGCUCCCCCCUUCCAGGAAUCAGGUGUGGGAACUGUGCCCCGGCGACCCCGCACCGUCUCUCCCGUCUUCACCGGCAGCUCCCCGUCGGCCACCCCCAACGCUGGUCCACGCCCCAGCGAGCGCGCUGUCGCCGCCUCCCGCCGAGAUGUCUGCUGGCUCCGCACCGCGCGUCGUCCCGCAGCCAGCCCCGUCUGUUGCUCGAUCCCAUCUGGAUCGGGCCCCGCCGGCGCUGGGCCGCUCCGUCCAUGCUGUUGGCGGGUCAGGGAAGGUGCCGGUGGUGUCUCCGAGCAAGUUGGCUGCGCCUGUGCGUGCGCCUGUGCGGCUGCCCGUGCAGGACUCUGCUGCGUCGAUCUGUGUCGUGGAGGGCCCGGUGGGGAUGUGCUCUCCCGUCGCCGCGCCACCGCAUCUCGGCUCGGGUCGGCCUGAGCUCGAGUCAUGGACCUCUCUCGCCACUGACGGCGACGACGACGAUGAAGAGGAGUUGGCCCCUAUGGCACCGCCUGCUGCCAAGGCCUCGGCCCCGGCCGCUGCUCUGCCGGACGUGGUGGUGAAGGCGAGCAAGGGAUGGCAGGAGGUGUUGCCACGGUGUGGUCCGCGUCGACCGACGUCGCUAGCCCCUGCAAUGGCUCCCCGUCCAAUCCCUGCUUGGUUGCAUGGUAGAUGUUGCAGAUGCUUCGCUCCUGGGCAUCGUGCGGCCGACUGUAGAGAUCCGCUUCGGUGCUCCCGUUGCUUGGAGAACGGUCACCGUGCGCGCGGAUGCCGCAAUCCUUGGCGUCCUCUAAGUUCUUUGGCAUGCCUUGCCAUGCCGCCAGUCCUCGGUUCCAUGCGCCAUCCUACUCUAGCUUCAUGUAAGGGUGCAAUGAAAUCCGUGCUCCCCUCCAAGGCGCUUCACCAUGGGUGUUGGGUGUCUGUCGUCUCUGCUACCGUUGGCUCAGCAACCCCACCUGAUAUGAUGUUGCGGUCCUCUCUGGUCGAUCAGACAACAUUGUUGCAGAGUUGUCUGGCACGGGUUCAGAGCUUUCUUGAGCGGGUGGAGGCUGCUCUUAGCAGGCUCUCCCUUGCACCGGCUAGGUCGCAGACCACUCCGAUGUCAUGCCCCUCUGGCGUGGAAGAUGUUGGCUCUAUGGAGGAAGGGAGGCAAGAGUUAUAUGGAUGUUUCUCCCCUCGUGUUGAGAAUGGUUCAUCGUCACUCUCGAGCGAGUCCAUUGUCGUGCUUGAUGCUCCGGCGUUGCAGGUCAUGCCCGAGCUACGAGAGCUAUGUCUUAGCCCUGGUUCGCCUCUCUCUGUAGAGCAUUUGGAGGUGGUCUCAUCGGCGGCCUCGUGUGAGGGGCAUGUGUUGCCAAAGUCAUGUGAGCAACUGGAGGUUCCUGAGUCCAUAGCAUUGGCGGUUCCUGUGGUCGAUGAGGUUGCGUCGGUGAUUCCUUUGGUUGAGGUUGUUGAUGCGGUCAGUGUGUUGAUGCCUGCUCCUGGCGGCGUCUUGGUUGAUGACAACGAAACUAAGAAAUUCAAUGAGUUUUAUGAUUUUCUUGACAAAUGAGUGGCUCAUCAACCGGCAUCUGGCAAGACAAGUGACCCUCCAAAAAAGAAGUCAACUAAGGAGAAACCAAAGAAGAAGAAAAACAAGAAGUGUGGCGCCAUCCGAAAGGCGUUUGUGGUUUCAUGAUGGAGGGUGGUCAUUUUUCGUUGGUGUGCUCGCUAGGAGUUUCAUUGUGUUCUACAAGUAUUGAGGGUUGCGGUUGUUGCUUGUUUAGAGGGCCGCUUGAGCAGUUUUGGUGUUUCGUACUUUGCGAGUAGUCCGUAUUUGGGAGUCUGUAUCGGUUUUCCGUAAAUUAAUCGGGCAACUCUCUUCUUCUUAAUUAAUCGAUGAGGCAAAUAUUU
Molecule: messenger RNA, 3484 nt
Organism: Triticum aestivum (bread wheat)
Lineage: Eukaryota; Viridiplantae; Streptophyta; Magnoliopsida; Poales; Poaceae
Product: deSI-like protein At4g17486
Exons: 2
Coding region: 1752-3143 (463 amino acids)
Biological process (GO): protein deubiquitination
Molecular function (GO): deubiquitinase activity; nucleic acid binding; zinc ion binding
Source: RefSeq, a predicted model, not a curated record